AUGGCGCUUUCGAGAAGUGUAUCAAUAUCGAGUGGAAAUAACGAACCGGCACACUACAAAUUGAAGAUCGAAUCGUUCUCCCUUUUGUCUGAAGCCGGAAUCGUGAAGUACGAAUCUGAUGUUUUUGAAGCUAGCGGAUACAACUGGAAACUAGAACUGUAUCCAAACGGAAACGAGGAGGAAUACGGGAACGAUCACAUUUCUCUUUAUCUCGUCAUUUGCGACACCCAAAGCCUCGCAAGAGGGUGGGAGGUUCAUGUCUACUUCAAAAUCUUGAUUUUCGAUCAUAUACGCCAUAACUAUCUAACAAUCCAAGGUGUUGACGGGAAACGUACGAGGUUUCAUGAAAGGAAAACGAGAUGGGGAUUUAGCAAACUGAUAUCGUUGGAUUCGUUCAAGAAGGCUGAAAGUGGUUAUCUUUACGGGGAUUCGUGUGAGUUCGGAGCCGAGGUUUUUGUUGUCCCAAAAUACGCACAAAAAGAUCAGAGUCUAUCGAUAAUCAAGCCUCCCGCAACAAUGAAUUCACACGUUUGGACAAUAUCGAAGUUUUCUAGCUUGACGGAUGGUCCGUUGUGCUCCGAGGAUUUCAAAGUGGGACAAGUGAAAUGGAAACUAUCGUUGUAUCCUAAAGGAUUCAGAACCAGAAGAAACACAAAUCUUUCUAUAUUUCUAAGACCACAUGAAGUCGGAUCUGGUUCCAAUGCCGGUCCUAGUUCGCGAUCGAAUGAUUGGAGAGUUUAUGCGAAAUUCAAGAUUCGUGUGAAAAACCAAGAAGCAGGAGAAGCUGACCACUGGUUCUGCAACGCGGCUGAUGGUUGGGGGUUCCCGUGUUUUAUGCUGUUAAGUGAUCUUCAUGACUCAACAAAGGGAUUCCUGUUCGACGACAAUCUUAUAGUUGAAGCACAAAUCUUGAUGGUCGGCAUGCUUAAAAAUCUCUCCUAG
Messenger RNA from Cynara cardunculus var. scolymus (artichoke), 942 nucleotides. RefSeq names its product BTB/POZ and MATH domain-containing protein 1-like. The record is from RefSeq and is a predicted model, not a curated record. NCBI's taxonomy places the organism in Eukaryota, Viridiplantae, Streptophyta, Magnoliopsida, Asterales, Asteraceae. Gene Ontology annotation, molecular function: protein binding. The transcript is spliced from 6 exons. The coding region runs from base 1 to 942 and encodes 313 amino acids.